AUGGAGAUAUCACCGCAUUUGGAGCUUCUGGCCGCAUUCUGGGGCCGAAAGGUAACCAAACAUUCUUCAAAGUCUUCUCAUGCUUCUGCUGAUGUUGUAUAUAAAUUAGAAGACACUGUCUUGAACCCUGACCCAAAUAUCAGUGGUGAAGAAAAGGGCCUGACAGUCCGAAGCUGUGAGGGGGAGGAAAUCACACAGACACUGGUGCCUGCGAGGAUCCGUCAAAUUAUUACCAAGAAUUUAACAGAAGGUGCAUCACAAGUGGCAACGACAGCAAUGACAACACAUACAGGACAACAGGAAGACAAUGUGCUCUUACAGCAGGAGCUGUCACGGGUGGAAGACCUGCUGUCUCAGACCAGGGCAGAACGGGAUGAGCUUGCUAUCAAAUACCGGGCCGUUAGUGACCGGCUAGAGAAAUCUCUGAAACUAGAGACAGUAGAACGAGAGCAGGAUGAGUCAGUGGCAGAGUUGAAACAGAGGUUUGAGGAAGAUGAGAGAGCCUACAAGAGAAAGCUACAGGCAUAUCAAGAUGGGCAGCAGAGGCAGGCUCAGCUUGUACAGAAACUGCAGAGCAAGGUCCUGCAGUAUAAGAAGAGGUGUGGUGAGCUGGAACAACAGCUGCUAGAGAAGACAUCUGAGUCAGAGCAUCAGAAGCUAUCACUACAGUCUCGUCUGGAGUCUACUGAAUCUCGUCUGCGUAGAACAGAACAUGAGCACAGUGCUAACCUGGAGAGCUCCCUGGUUCGUCUUGAAGAAGAACAACAGAGGAAUGCCAGUUUAUCACAAGUAAACUCCCUACUUCGGGAACAACUUGAACAGUUAAAACAAACAAAUCAGAGACUGAAUGACGAGGUACGCAAGGUGAGAGCAGAUUUUGACAGGGUGAGAGAAGAAACUGAGCAGCAAGAAAUGAGACUUCGCAAAGAGCAAGAGAACUACAGCUCUUACCUCAGUAAUGAGCACAGUCGAAUUCUGACUCUUUGGCGACAGGUGGCAACACUUCGAAGCAAUUUCACUGAUCUUCUUACCACAUCUCAAAGAGGACUGGAUGAAGUAAGAACUGAUAUGGCGAGGACAACCCGACGUCUCCAGACCGCUUGCUUAAACCUGGACUCAAACCUGCGCCUCUCCCAGACAAGUGCUGCAUCAUCCCUAGAGAAACAAGCCUUACAGAGUAUUCGGUUAGAGCAGCAGCUGCGUGAGAAAGUCAAGGAAAUGAUCCAACUUCAAGGCAAGUGGGAUGCUGAGAAGGCAGAGGUCAACUCCAGGAUCACAGAACUUACAGGGCAAGUAGAAAAGCUGAAGACCCAGAAUGCUGAAAAGGAUAGGGCAGUCACCAGUCUAAGACAGGACAUUGUGUUACUGGAAUCCAGCAGGGCUGGAGAGAUGACAGCUGCAGAUGCUGUAAAAGCAGAGUGUGAAUCCCUACAUCAGGCCCUACACAAUAUAACUCAGCUUGCACUGACUGAUGUCGAUGAUACAAGUAUAUCUGCUGCAGACCUAGCUGAUGAAGACUCAGGCAGACGAUCUGCUCCACUUCUGUCCUCCACUCCCCAGAGAGGAUCACCUUCACCCCACAGGGUUUUCUCUCCUGCACGAACACCAUCACCACUGCAUGGAGGCCCGUCUCAUGCCCGUGAUUCAGCUGUAGAGGUUGUGCAAAAGGCAAUGCACAAGCGCCAAGCCCAGAUUCAGGAACUAAAGACCAAGCUGGACUCCAUGCAAGAUGUGGCCACAAAAUUAAAGCAGCAGUUCAGUGAUAGUGAAACAGAGAGGAAGAAACUGGAACAGAAAUUAGACCAUAUGAAAGGUGACUGCCAGCAGUUAUUGACAGCUGAGGAGGAUGCCAAGCGGGAAACACAACGUUACCGGAUUUCACUGCAAAGCAGUAUGAGUGAGAAAGAGAACUUGGAGAAGCAGGUCCAGUCUGCCAACCAUCAGAAUGACUCCUUACAACUGGAUCUGGAGAGGCUGAGGGCAGUUAACUCAGAGCUGCAACGCCAAAGAGAUCAGCUUGAGGAUCAAAAGGAGGAAGUGCGCAAGGAAAGAGAGAGAGCUAAGCAGGAGACGGAGCGAGGGCAGAGGGCACUAGAACAGCUGGAGGAGAAGCUCUCUGCACUGAAAAAGGAAGUAGUACUAGGAAAAGAAGCCUUGAGCAAAGCCACUUUGGAGAAGGAAGUGCUGGAGAGUGAAAAGGCAGGGCUGACUGAAGCACUUAAAAAAGCUGAGAAAAACAGUGCCAUGCUUGAUAUCUUGCUGAAUAAGCUGAAGACAGAGGAGGCCUCCCUUAGGGACUCGCUUGCUAAGAUGAGCGCUCUAAAUGAAGGCUUGGCUCAAGACAAGAUAGGGCUAAACCGCCUUAUCUUACAGGCAAGUCGAACGACGGACUUGGUCACCAACGAACAACGUGAAGAAAAGGAAGAACUUAGAAGACACACGCGAAUUCCAGAGGAAAGUUCUACGUCCAAUACAGAAGGAUUAACCAUAAACAUUUCCAGGUACGCUUUGACUGAUUAUGAGAAAGCGUUAUUAGACAAAGGUUUAUCUUUUAUACCUUCAAGACAUGCUGAUUUUACUGACAUUAUAAUUGAUAUUAAGAUGUUUGUAAGAAAUUUGGGUUUGAAGUUAAUGUUUGAGAAUGAUGAAAGAACUGUAGAGAAUGUUUUCAGAAAACCUUCUGUUUUUGUACCACAAGCAAAUUCAAUACUAAAAGCUUUUGAAAAAGCAUGUGAAAGGGAUCUUUUAGAGUAUUAUAUGAAAGUGAAUGAAAAACCUGAGUUCUAUAAUUUAAGUCAUAGUGAGAAUGAAGCCUUAAAAAAGUUACAAGUUAAUAAGGAAAUAGUCAUAAGACAAGCAGACAAGGGAGGCUCUGUUGUAAAUACUAUUGGCAACAUAACAGCGGAGCUAAAAACCUUCCAUGCCAAGUUUGAGGAGGCUGUGCAGGCCCAUGAAAGAGAGAUCAAGAGUUUAAAUGAGCAGCUGCGUGACCUAGGACGACAGAGAGAGAAGCUACAGCGGGAGGCAGAAGAGUUGAAGACACAACUCCGACUUGCAGAAGAGAGUCGUGAUACACUUCGUCGUGAUCUCAUUGAAGAGCACAGGAAAGUCCGUGAGACUGAAGAGGCACAGGAACUUCUUCGAAAAGAGAUAUUAGAAAUAAGGAGAGCUUUGGCUGAUGAGAGUCGAGAGAAGGAAGCAAUUCAGAGCUCCAAUGAAGAACUAAGAAAUAAACUGAAACAGGUCGAGAGUGAGAGGAUCAGUCUAAAGAGGGCCAGUGAGGAAAAGGAUCAGAAGAUAACUGUUUUGGAGGAUGCCAAAUCUACAGUGCAGAAAGAAGCAAAUGAUCUCCGUGUUAAUCUUCGUGAGGUGGAGAAGUCUCGGCUGGAAGCUCGCAGAGAAUUACAGGAGCUCCGCAGACAGGUAAAAUUGCUGGACAGUGAGAACAAUAAGAAGAACAUGGAGAUGUCUGAACUGCAGGCCCGUGUAGCACUGGAUGAGCAACGGGAUGAAGAGAGCAGAAGAGAGUCCUUUGGUCUGAAGCAGAGGAUCGUAGAGAGUGAGGCCAGCCGUGAAUCUGCUUGCAAAGAGGUUUCCAAUUUACAGAGGAAGCUGGCAGAAUUAGAGAGUGAAUUUAAGGUACGUGAGAAGGACCUUUUAGACCAACUGGAAGAGAAUCGUAGCAGUGAGAAGAAAUGUCAUGACAACAUCCAUAACCUGGAACUCAAGCUGCAGCACACCACUGGUGAGGCUGAGGAGAUGAAGUUGCAGCUCAGUGCAAUGGAAGGCCGUAUCCAUGGCCUGGAAUCAGAGUUAGCUAAGGCCGAAGGCACAAAGAGAGACCUGGAGUAUAAGCUGAGUAGCCUGCACUCAGCUUUACGUCGUACCAUGGGAAUCAGCCGCUCAGGUCGUGCAUCAAGCCCUAGUUUCCGUGAACGCAGCCCUUCUCCUCGAAGGCCACUUUCUCCAACAAAAGGCUUUGAUAACACCUUCACAACUACAGUUGAUGGCUAUGGAAGCCUGAUCCCCACAACUGGCUCACCUGAUAGAAGCCAGUGCAGAUCUCCAUAUCGUUCACCAUCACCUGCCCGUACUGAGCAGACUGCAUAUGAUAUAGAUCCAGAGGAGGUGCGAGUUACUCUUAGGGAAUUCAUACAGGAACUUCGAGAUGCCCAGAGAGACAGAGAUGAAGCAGACAUCCAUGUGGCUAGUCUAGCACGCAAGCUGACCGAGCUAGAAGCUGAGAGGGACAGGGCCAAUACCCGCAUACUGCAGCUGCAAAAAGCAUUAUCUGACACAGAAGAAGGAAAGCGUGGAGUAGACAGUCGACUGAGCAGUAUGCAGACGGCACUCAUGCUGCAAGAGGAGACCAUCCGGCAUGGAGAGAGGGAGCGGAAAACACUGACAGAGCAAGUGGCUACAGUGGAACGCAGCCUACAGGCCACUGAAGGGGAAAAAAGGUCACUUCAGGAAAAGAUAAGUCAUCUCAGAACCAGUGAAUCCAGACUGGAGACAGAGAGACGAAAAAUGAAAGAAAUUCUUGAGGCAGCAGAGAGUCGAGCGACCAAACUGGAACUGACUCGUCGCUCAUUGGAGGGAGAACUUCAGCGUGUUCAGCUAAGUGUGAGUGAUCGUGAGGCUGAAAUCCAGUCAUUGCAGGACCGUGUUCAGAUAUUGCAAUUGCAAGUCAAUGAAGGGGACAGCAAGGCAUCCUCACUUCAAAUGACAGUGGAUCGGUUGACUGUAACCUUGGCAAAGACAGAAGAAGAGGAAAACCAGCUGAAGGAUAAGGUUCAGAGCUUGACUGCAACAAUAUCAGAUACCAGCAGCAGUGCUGCUACUCUACAGGAACACGUUUCCCAACUACAGAAGGCGCUGACAGCUAGUGAACAGGAUAAGCGGAUAUUACAGGAACGACUAGACUCAGUGCGCCAGUCCUUGUCAGACAGCAAGGCCCAGAAUCACAGCCUGUUGGAGAAACUACAGCAAUCCCAGAAUGAACAGACAGCCUUGAACUUGAAGAAUGUGGACCUGGAGGUUCAGACAAGACAGCUUCAAGAGCUUCUCCGAAAGCACCAGCAAAGUGAAGAAGAAGCUCUGAAGAGUACACAAAGUUUGCAGGAAGAGAAAUAUAUCCUCCAGGAACGUGUAGUGGGGCUGCAGAGGGCCAUAGUCCAGUUUGAGAAUGACAAAAAGGAUCUGGAACAUUCUAUACUUCGUGUUGAAAAGGACAGAUCAUCAUUGAGGAAGACAUUGGAUAAGGUGGAACGUGAGAAGAUGAAGAGAGAAGAAGAAGCCCUCCGCCUUAGCUCAGAAAAGGGUCAUCUCGACCAGUCAUUAAACAGUGUGGAACAGGAACUGACUGAUAUGCAAAAACAGGUGCAGCAGCUACAGGCCCAGGUUACAGAGAUGGAGCGAUCUCAUAGUCAACGACUGAUGGAGCUAACAGCUCGGCACAGGCAAGAGCUAGAAAUGGAGACUGAACGACUGCGUACUACCCAGCAGCAGGCAGAGCGGACACUGGAAGCUCGGGAACGUGCCCACAGACAGAGAGUUAGAGGACUGGAAGAGCAGGUAAAAUAUUUUGUCUCUACCUGA
Protopterus annectens (West African lungfish) is the source of this 5598-nucleotide messenger RNA. RefSeq names its product rootletin-like. Gene Ontology annotation, biological process: centrosome cycle. The transcript has 31 exons. The record is from RefSeq and is a predicted model, not a curated record. Lineage: Eukaryota; Metazoa; Chordata; Ceratodontiformes; Protopteridae. Bases 1 to 5598 code for a protein of 1865 amino acids.